AUGUGGAGGGCAGCCAGCUAUCUUCCCAAGCACAAGCGAGUCCUGAACCGCGUUGUGAACACUCUCUAUCAACUACCCACCAUCUUCCAAGUGGCUGAGAAACUGCGGCCAACAUCGUACCUAGACGGCCUCCGAGGCUUCGCGGCCUUUCUCGUGUACUGGCACCACCACGAGCUGUGGGCUCACGGCUGGGAAAAGCAAAAUCCCAUUUUCGAAAAUGGCUUUGGCUACGACAGCAAAUACCACAUGGUCGCGUUCCCCUUUAUACGCAACUUUUUCACAGGCGGCCACUAUGCCGUCUCAACCUUCUUCGUCAUAUCCGGCUAUGUCCUCUCCCUGAAGCCAUUGACCCUUAUGCAAGCCGGCGAGCACACAAAGCUGGGAGACAAUAUCGCAUCGGCCUUUUUCAGGCGAUGGCCACGACUCUAUCUUCCCAUCAUUGCGGUUGUCCUUGCGUUCAUCACGAUGUGGCACAUGCUUGGCAUCUGGGUCAAUGGACAAACAAUGGCGGGAAGCUGGACAGAGGAACUUUGGACCUUUUACGUCGAUUUCAAGAACUUCAGCUUCGUCUUCAAGGAGGGAGAUCUGUGGCUCAAGUACAACGUCCACUUAUGGUCCAUCCCAGUCGAGUUUAAAGGCUCCAUGGUCGUCUACGCCUGCCAUCUGGCCCUUUCAAGGUGCUCCAAGGCUGCACGACUCUGGUGUGAAGCCUCUUUGAUCUUCUACUUCAUGUUUAUCACGGACGGUUGGUACUGUGCCCUGUUCUGUACGGGCAUGCUACUCUGCGACCUCGACUUGCUGGCCAAGAAAGGCGAGCUCCCGUUCUUCUUGACUCGCCUAGAGCCAAUCAAAGGCUUCAUCUACUACCAUCUGCUCGUCUUCAGUCUCUACUUGGGCGGAAUUCCAGCCGAAACCGCAGACGUUCGGGACAUGGCAAAAAGUCGCGGCUGGUACUACCUGUCCUUGCUCAAGCCUCAGGCAGUCUUCGACUACAAGUGGUUCUACCUCUGGUUGGCUUCAGGCUUCUUAGUCGCCAUCAUUCCGCGCAUUCACUGGCUAAAGAGAUUCUUCGAGACCAAGUUUUGCCAAUAUCUAGGGCGCAUCUCCUUUGCGCUGUACAUUGUCCACGGCCCCGUGCUGUGCACACUUGGAGACCGGCUUUACAUGGCCGUGGGCUUCAAGGGAGACGACCACGCGCAACACAUCCCGCACUGGAUGAACAAGAUUCCCCUGCCAAAGUCUGGCCCGCUGGGGCUGGAAGUUGCCUUCCUCAUCCCCCAGUUGAUUUUACUGCCCCUGACUCUAGCGCUGGCCGACGGCGUGACGAGAUGGGUGGACACACCAAGUGUCAAGUUUGCCUCCUGGCUAUACCGGAGCACACUGGGCGGUCCUUCUACGGAGCCGGUGCUCGCGACGAAGCAGGCUAGGGCGUGA
Messenger RNA from Trichoderma harzianum CBS 226.95, 1434 nucleotides. RefSeq lists its product as hypothetical. The transcript has a single exon. Gene Ontology annotation, biological process: polysaccharide biosynthetic process. Lineage: Eukaryota; Fungi; Ascomycota; Sordariomycetes; Hypocreales; Hypocreaceae. The record is from RefSeq and is a predicted model, not a curated record. Bases 1 to 1434 code for a protein of 477 amino acids. Gene Ontology annotation, molecular function: acyltransferase activity, transferring groups other than amino-acyl groups. Gene Ontology annotation, cellular component: membrane.